Molecule: messenger RNA, 1547 nt
Organism: Phacochoerus africanus (Common warthog)
Lineage: Eukaryota; Metazoa; Chordata; Mammalia; Artiodactyla; Suidae
Gene: ASGR2
Product: asialoglycoprotein receptor 2
Exons: 9
Coding region: 394-1299 (301 amino acids)
Molecular function (GO): signaling receptor activity
Source: RefSeq, a predicted model, not a curated record
CCCCCCCCACCUCUCCACGUGCCAUGAGGAGUGGGGUGACUGGCUUGCGGGGGUGAGGGGGACAGACCAGGAGUCCCCUUCUCUGUGAAGGACAGAGACAGUCCCGCCCCCUGCCCCCACCACAAUUUGCCUGAGUUCCACCUCGGUUUCCACUCCUAUUGACUGUCCAAAGUCCCAGGGGCAGGAGAUGCCAGGAUAGAAGCGCUGGGACGCUCAGACGCACCGGCUCAGAGCCCUCGGCUGGACUGGCCCUCGCUGCCGCGCUGCCGACGCCUCCAGCACCACCUGCCCUACUUCUCCUGCUUCUUGCCGCUCCUUAGCCCCGGGGCCUGGGCUGCCUGAGAACACGAGUCAGCCCGCCAUACCCUUAACAGCUGCAGCCCAGGACCCAGCAUGGCGAGGGACUUGCAGGACAUCCAGCAGCUGGACUCCGAGGAGAACGACCACCAGCUCGGCAGAGGUGAGGGCCCAGGCGCUGGGCACCGUCCCAAGAGAGAAGACCCGGUCUGGAAAGGGACACCUCUUCCCCAGCCUCUUGUGCUGCAACGUCUCUGCUCCAAGCUCCGCCUCAGUCUGCUUGUCCUGGGCUUCAACGUCCUGAUGCUGGUGGCUGUCUGUGUGGUGGGGUCCCAAAGAACACAGCUGCAAAUGGAACUGCAGACCCUAAAGGAAACAUUCAGCAACUUCUCCUCCAGCCUCCUGAUGGAGAUGCUGACGCUGAGCACCCGUGGAGGCAGCGCAGGUGACAAGGUGACAUCUCUGGAAGCCAAGAUGGAAAAACAGCAGCAAGACCUGAAGGCAGAUCAUGCCACCUUGCGCCUUCAUCUGAAGCACUUCCCGAGGGAUGUGCGCACGCUGACUUGUCGGUUGGUGUUCCUCCAGAGCAAUGGCACGGAAUGCUGCCCGGUUAACUGGGUGGACUAUGAGGGCAGCUGCUACUGGUUCUCUCGCUCUGGGAAGGCCUGGGCUGAGGCUGAGAAGUACUGCCAGCUAGAGAACGCCCACCUCGUGGUCAUCAACUCCAGAGAGGAGCAGAAAUUCAUUGCACAACGCACAAACCCCUUUCAAACGUGGAUAGGUCUCACCGACAGUGACGGCUCCUGGAAAUGGGUGGACGGCACAGACUAUGGGAACGGCUACAAGAACUGGGGUGCCACGCAACCAGACGACUGGCAGGGGCACGAGCUGGGGGGCAGUGAGGACUGUGUCGAGAUCCAGGGGGACGGCCGCUGGAAUGAUGAUUUCUGCCAGCAAGUGAAACGCUGGGUGUGUGAGAUGAAGCAGAAUAUUACCAUGUAGACCCCCGACCUCCAGCAGACCCCUGCCUCCAGCCCCCCACCACCACCCGGGGGGGGGCAUUUUGAAGAAAAGAAGGAGAAGAGAGUCGUCAGAGGCGGGGGGAGGGGCUGAGGAAAGCUAGCAGGGGCUGGUUGAAGAAUCUCAGACCCUGGGGAGCCUGUGAUCCUGCCUCUUUCUGAAAUUCACUGUAAUUAUGAUCAUUUUCGGCCUCCUCAGUGGCGUAGGAAGAGAACAAAUACUUGCAAGGC